Aspergillus luchuensis is the source of this 810-nucleotide messenger RNA. RefSeq lists its product as uncharacterized. The record is from RefSeq and is a predicted model, not a curated record. The transcript is spliced from 2 exons. The coding region runs from base 1 to 810 and encodes 269 amino acids. NCBI's taxonomy places the organism in Eukaryota, Fungi, Ascomycota, Eurotiomycetes, Eurotiales, Aspergillaceae.
AUGUGGCUCUACCAUUUGCUGCUGAUCGUCCUUCUGGAACGACUGGUGUCCGGCACCACCUGCUACUUCCCUGAAGGCAACGUGGCCGAGGAUUACACGCCUUGCUCCGACAAUGGCGUCUCGUUCUGCUGCAAUAAGAACUCGAUUUGCUUGAGCAAUGGCCUCUGCACCUCCAUGCAUCAACCGUAUGUUCUCGGCCGCGGCGCCUGUACCUCCCAAAGUUGGAACGAUACCUCGGUCUGCGACGAUGUCUGUCAUGGAAUCACCACCGCGUGGAGCAGCGCGUGCUCCCUCAUCCUCUACAGUGACGUGAACGGAGUCAAAUUAUAUUGCCCCAACUCGAUUAUUUCCAACGGGACCGACUCCAUCGGAUGCGCCAAUGGUGUCUCGCCCGUUUCAGUGGGCACUGGCAAGCCCAUUGCUGGCAAGGCAUAUCUGGCCAGCUACUCCCUCCUCCCCACUGCUAGCACCGCCACCAGCACCGCGACUGCGACCUCUACCACCGAGCCCAAUACCUCGUCUUCCUCAACAGCCGAUGAAAGCUGCGGCAGUCCGACCGCGGCUGAUGGCAACCAAGUCAGCCGGGCGACCGUGACCGCCGUUGGGGCCGGGGUCGGCGUCCCCCUUGGGCUGCUGGCGUUGGCAUCGCUGGGCUAUGGUUUUAACGAGAGGAGAAAGCGGCUUCAGCUCCAGAAUGCCCCACCAAACAUGUACCAGAUGCCGGCGGCCUCGUCAACGUCCUACCGAUCGAGGAAUAUGGGCGCGAAGGAGCUGUCUGGCCAUAUACCGCUUCAUGAGCUGGACACGUGA